AUGAGUGAAGAGCACUGCCAUCACGAAUGUUGCAAAGGAAACGGUGAAUGCCAUUGUCACGACAACAAGUGCGAAUGCCAUGAAGGUGAAUGCCAUUGCCACGAGCACGAAUGUCACUGCCAUGGACACGAAUGCCACGAACACGAGCACGAAUGCCAUUGCCAUGACGAAAAAUGCGAAUGUCAUGAGCACGAAUGCCAUUGCCAUGAUCAUGAAUGCGGCUGUGGCUGCGGAGACGAACAUUGCGAUUGCUGUGACUGCGUUCCUUCAUUUUAUCCAACAAUCUUACAGCCACUCCUUGAUGUUGAAGGCUCCACAAAUCCAGAGUACUUCAUGAAACCACAGUUAGUCCCAGAUUCAAAAGUUUGGCCAAGAGGAGAUAACUUAAAGUUCAAGUUACCAGCAAAUGCUUUCAUAACCCAGAUUGUCAUGAAACUUGAAGGCGAGUACAUCCAUAAUUGCGAGGUAACAAUCAAGAACAACGAAACUGAAGUUUAUAAGAACACUUAUGAAUUUCCAACUGAAGGAUCUCUUGAAUGCAUUGAGUACAACGGCUCAGCAACAGAAUUUACAAUCGUAAAUCUUAAGCCAGAGAAUCCUUUGAUCUGUUCCAUCUUUGUUUUGACUGGAUCUCUUACAGAUCGUUGCACAUUAGAGAUUGCUGGAGAUCUUCCAUACUUACAGCCUUUAUUCCUUUGCAAGACCUGCAAAUUCGAAGAAGGCCAAUGCAUCUGCAAAGCCUGCGCCGAUCAGUGCCACGCUGGUCAUGAACUCGUCAUGAUCAACUCACCUGGCUUUUGUGAUUGUCCAAAAGUCGGAGAAUGCAAACUUAAAGAUAUGAAAGACAAAUUCGAAUGCACAUACGGCGAAAACGGACCUGAAGAGAUCGAGCAGGAGUUAUUCCGUUGCCUUACAUGCGGAUAUGGUCCGAAAACAAGGAUGUGUGCCGGAUGCGCAAGAAUCUGCCAUUCAGGACACAAAAUUGUUUCUUGUGGCAAGGCAUGGGCCAGAUGCUGCUGUGGAGGCCAAGCAGCUCCAGGAGUUGCCUGCAAAUACAUCCCACGUGUUGAAGAUGAAAUUAACGCUUGCACAUUCUACAAAUACGGAAACAAACCUUUAGAACAAGAGAUGUUUUCAUGUGAAACAUGCAAGUUCAAAGAGGGACAGAAGAUGUGUCUUGCAUGCGCUAUGAUGUGCCAUUAUUCACACAGAUUAGUCAGACUUGGAAAAAUCGAAGGAGUUUGCGACUGCGGACAGCACAACAUCGAGGAUUCGCACUGCUCACUCACUGCUGACUCAAGACCAAAGAUGAUGCCACUCUGCGGCUGCCCUUGCUGCAUGCACCACUAA
Molecule: messenger RNA, 1350 nt
Organism: Trichomonas vaginalis G3
Lineage: Eukaryota; Parabasalia; Trichomonadida; Trichomonadidae
Product: perineurial glial growth protein family
Exons: 1
Coding region: 1-1350 (449 amino acids)
Cellular component (GO): cytoplasm
Molecular function (GO): ubiquitin protein ligase activity; zinc ion binding
Source: RefSeq, a predicted model, not a curated record